CGCUUUAAAUCUUUCCACACUACCUGUCUCAUGCUGGAUAAGAUAGAGACACAGCAAUCACACGUGGUGAAUGCCCCUUCUAGUUUGUCACCCGAAUACAUCUCUCUCGAUCCCUCAAAGAAGAAAGAUAAGUAGAAGACAGGGACAAAUAAUCAUUAAUCAAUCUCCGCCGCGUAAGGAGCCAUGGAUCCACCACAGCUCUGCGUCCUGGAGAGCGCCGUCGUAGCGCCCCCGCCCGCGCCGGAGACCUCCCUCCCGCUCACCUUCUUCGACGUCUACUGGCUCAACUCCCCGCCCGUGGAGCGCGUCUUCUUCUACAGCCUCACCCCAGACACCGGUGGCAAAGACGGUGUCUCCUCCGCCAUCCUCUCAACCCUCAGGACCUCGCUCGCCCAAGCCCUUCGCGCCUACUCCCCCCUCGCCGGCCGCCUCCGGCUCACGCCCGGCACGGCCGACUGCUACGAGCUCCACUACCAGCCCGGCGACGGCGUCGCCUUCACUGUCGCCGAGUACGCCGUCGAUUUCGACAAGCUGGCCGCCGACGGGCCGAGGGAGGUCGCCAGCAUCUUGCCGCUCGUGCCGCCUCUCUCGACGGGGGUUGGCCCGGUGCUCGCCCUCCAGGCCACCGUGCUCCGCGGCGGCCUCGCCGUUGGCAUCUCCCUGCACCAUGCCGCCUGCGACGGCGCCUCCUCCACGCGCUUCCUACACGCCUGGGCCGCCGCAAGCACCGGCGCCGCCGCGCCUCCUCCCCCGGUGGUCGACAGAAGUCUGGUCACCAAGGACCCGAGCUCCCGCCACAUCUACGACAUUUACGUCGAAGACCUCAUGAGCACCGAGGAGAUGGAGUACGUUAAGAUGUCCAGCGACAAGCUCCUCGCCACCUUCACGCUCUCGAGGAAAGACAUCCAGCGCGUCAAGGACGUUGUGGCCGCCGCCGCCGGCGAGGCGGGCGCGCCGCUGCCGCGAUGCUCCUCCCUCGUCGCCACCUUCGGCCUCAUCUGGUCCUGCUACCAGCGAGCCAAAGACGACGACGAAGCAAGCAGCGGCGACCCAACCUACAUCCUCUUCCCCAUCGACCACCGCCCGCGGAUGAAGCCCGACCCCGUACCGGACGAGUACCUCGGCAACUGCAUCGGUGCCGCCCUGCAUGCCGCGCCCAAGGACCAGCUCACGGCGGCCGGUGCCGGUGGCAUCCUCGUCGCGUGCACGGCUGUAGCCGCGGCCAUCGAGGAGGCGAUGGGCCACACCGCGUCGCCCGAGAAGAUGGAGUCGUGGCCGAAGAAGAUUCUAGAGGCCGUCGCGACCGGUGGAGGUGUGCUGAGCGUGGCGGGGUCGCCGAGGUUCAGGGUCUACGACGUUGAUUUCGGGUUUGGGCGGCCGGCCAAGGUGGAGAUCGUGUCCGUGGCGAGGACCGGCGCGAUGGCGCUGGCGGAGAGCCGCCGGAGCAGCGCCGGGGGCGUCAUGGAAGUGGGCAUCUCUCUACCGCCGGCUGGCAUGCAGAGGUUCCAAAAGUGCUUCGACGAUGCCAUUUCGUGGCUUCAUCACCACUAAACAAGCUAUAAUAUACUCGCUCUGCUCCCAAUUACUACUUUGCAUUAUAGUUACCUAUACAAAUUUCAGUGUUAGAUUCGUAUCUGGACAAAUCUAGAACGGAGUUAAUACUUGAGUCUUAUAUGUAUUGUAAAUUUGUAAUUUGUAUUUUUGAAAUCACGCAAUUAUUUGGAAUGGUAGAGAGGUUGAGACGGGGCGAUGUGGCAGGUCCUUGUCGGAGAUGAUGACGCGGCUAUCGCAUGCGAGGACCAUGGUUCACAAGUUUGUGAGGAUUUUUUUAGGCUGAUCGUAAUGGUGAGUAUCAUGUAUAUGAUACUAAUGUAUAAUACUACACCCGUAGUGCAUAAUAUCAUGUGUUAGUAUCAUAGAUAACUUCAUUUAUUGACAUGCAUGAUACAUAUUAGCACAACAUUUAAUAUGAUACAGUAUCAUGAUAUGAUGCUCACCCCACUCUUUCUUCAUUUAAUUCUAUGUCACCUUAUCAAAUUUUCCUAGUUGGCAUGCAUGAUACUACUCUAUAAUACUUCCAUUACGAUCAACCUUAUCGCUUGGAUUAGACAGGCACCAAGCCCGAGCAGGGGACGAUGUAUCGGAGCUUAAGGAGAGGAAAAAGGUUGUCGGUUCAGGCCAGGGGUGCUUAUUGGUUAAUAUUUAUGGCUACAUGAGGAAUAUGAACAACAAUCGUUGGAUUUGAAUUCCAACAACUAGAAGUCGACCGAGCAUGUAUGAUCAUUGUAAAAUGGACGGAGUAAUAUAGUCAUAGAUGGCGGUAGCCCUUUUAGUA
Molecule: messenger RNA, 2335 nt
Organism: Triticum dicoccoides
Lineage: Eukaryota; Viridiplantae; Streptophyta; Magnoliopsida; Poales; Poaceae
Product: malonyl-coenzyme A:anthocyanin 3-O-glucoside-6''-O-malonyltransferase-like
Exons: 1
Coding region: 184-1551 (455 amino acids)
Source: RefSeq, a predicted model, not a curated record